GUAAAAAUAAAUAAAUAACUUUUGAUUAUAAAAACAAGAUUUGUUAACAUUUGUUAACAUUUAUUUAUUAAUUUGCUGUUCCAUUUUAUUUCAGUGGUUCAAGUCCUCAGUUCCCAUGACGUCAUUUUCAAACAGCUGGCAGGUUUUUAAAUCUAAGCCCCGCCUUCCUGCCGAGCUGACCCCGCCCACCGUCAGCAGUCAGACGUGCGAGGCGGUGAGAGCGGCUGUGGGACUCUGGGGUCCACAAACAGGUUCGAGUCAGACUGAAACUGAUCCAGGACCUUCUGGGACCGAUUUUAAACAGAGGAACUCAUUCUACCGGGUCCAGGAGGACGGUCCGGUCCAGUCCAGUCCGGUCCGGUCGGUGGGGAGGAGCGGGACACAGAUGCUGCUCCAGUCCGACUCAGAGCUCCGCUCCGUCGGCCUGCGAGGCUUGUGAUGCCCGGCGGGAGGUCUCCACCCAGAGCCGACAGCAGCAGCUGGAGGCCGGGCAGCCGCUGCUGAUGAUGUGCUGCUUCGGUCCGGAUCAUCAUGGCGACCGGAACCGGAACCAUCAUGUUAAAAUGCGUCGUGGUGGGAGACGGAGCCGUGGGCAAGACAUGUCUCCUGAUGAGCUACGCUAACGACGCGUUCCCCGAGGAGUAUGUCCCCACCGUGUUUGACCACUAUGCA
Austrofundulus limnaeus is the source of this 672-nucleotide messenger RNA. RefSeq names its product rho-related GTP-binding protein RhoQ. Gene Ontology annotation, biological process: small GTPase-mediated signal transduction. Gene Ontology annotation, molecular function: GTP binding; GTPase activity. The record is from RefSeq and is a predicted model, not a curated record. NCBI's taxonomy places the organism in Eukaryota, Metazoa, Chordata, Actinopteri, Cyprinodontiformes, Rivulidae.